CCUUGUCAUACCAAGAGCAGCUGUCAAUACGACAAGCAAUUGGACAAAAAGUCACAAAACUCACAACAAAGUCAACCAUUAAGACAAGUCACUCGCAGAAAUGGCUGAUUUGUUGACCGUUCCAUUUAAGAAAUCUUCCGACGUAGACAUAGUCAAACCGCUGAAAAAUUUGAUUCACUCUACGUAUAACACCGGCGAUAACAAUGAAGACUUCAGCGACGCUAUUAACGAACUAAACCGACUAAGAACAACUGCUAUUUGGAAAGUGUUCGAGAAGUCGUCAUUAGACGUUAUUUACAGCUAUUAUGAUCAAUUGGUAUCGCUCGAGAGCAAGAUCCCGCCCCAGGAGGUGCAAAUACCUUUCAAGUGGAAGGAUGCAUUUGACAAAGGAUCUCUCUUUGGAGGCCGGAUGAGUCUUACUAUAAGCUCCUUAUCAUAUGAGAGAAUGUGCAUUCUGUUCAACAUAGCAGCCAUGCAAAGUGCCAUUGCAGCCCAACAGCCUCUGGACACUGAAGAGUCUCUCAAACUAGCAGCUAAAUUAUUACAGCAAUCAGCGGGGAUAUUUGCAUACUUGAAAGGCAACAUAAUGAUGGCGGUGCACCAGGAGACCACUCCUGACCUGAACCCUGAGACACUCAAUGCACUGUCUCAGUUGAUGCUCGCCCAGGCUCAAGAAGUCAUAGCCUACAAAUGUAUUCGAGACGAGAUGAAAGACAGCAUGGUGGCGAAGGUGAGCGCGCAGUGUGAGGAGCUGUACACGGACGCUCUGCGCUGCAUGCAGAAGGACGCGCUGAAGCCGCUGUGGGAGCGCGACUGGAUCCCCACCGUGCAAGGCAAGCAGAACACGUUCCGCGGCCUGGCGCAGUACUACCAGGCGCAGGUGUGCCGCGCCGGCAAGGCGGUGGGCGAGGAGAUCGCGCGCCUCACGCUGGCGGCCGAGCUGCUGCGCGGCGCGCGGCCCGGCUCGCCCGGCGCCGACGCGGCCGUGCGCGCCGCGCGCCAGCUGGCGGCCGCCGUGCGCGACAACGACUUCAUCUACCACGAGCGCGUGCCCGAGGCGCGCGCGCUGGAGCCCAUCGCGCGGGCGCCCAUCGCCAAGGCGCUGGCGCCGCCGCCGCGCUGGGGCGCCGCGCCCGACCUGUUCGAGCGCCUCGUGCCCAUGCAGGUGCACCAGGCGCUGAUGGCCAGCGAGGCGCGCCGCGCGGACCUCGUCGGCGCCGAGAUCAAUAAGCUGCGCGAGGCCACGCAGCUGCUCAACAGUAUUCUGGCUUCGCUCAACCUGCCGGCGUGCAUCGAGUCGACGGGCGACGCGGGCCUGCCGGAAUCUAUUCGCGAAAAAGCGGCCGCGGUGCGCGCAGCUGGGGGGCUCGCUGCGAUACGCCGCCUUAUGGCCGAUCUGCCCGACCUGCUGCAGCGGAACCGUGAGAUCCUUACCGAGGCGGAACGCAUGCUGCGUGAGGAAGCGGAAGCGGACGCGGCGCUGCGUGCGCAGUUCGGUGCGCGUUGGACGCGGACGGAAUCGGAGAAACUUACCGAGGCCUUCCGCGCCAACGCCGCUAAAUACGCGGAGAUCAUCGACAACGCCGUGCGCGCUGACUCCAUUGUACAGCAAAAAUUCAAACAGCACGAGGAGAACAUUGAGCUCCUAAGCCGCAGCGAUGGUGAGAUCGACGCCGGCGUGCCGGACGCGCCCGUCGCCCGCGGCUCCGACGGCGACGCUCUGCAGACGCUCCGUUCGCUCAUGAAAACGGUGGAAGAAGUGAAGGCGGAGCGCGACGCGCUGGAGGCGGAGCUGAAGAGCGCCACCGUGGACCUGCGCGAGAAGUUCCUGACCGCGCUGGCGGAGGACGGCGCUGUGGACGAGCCCGCGCUGUCCGCCGGCGCGCUGGGCUCCGCGCUGGCGCCCCUGCAGCGCCGCGCGCAGGAGUCGCUGGGGCGCCAGGAGGAGCUGACCUCGGCGCUGCAGCGGGCGCACGCGGCGCUCAUGGCGGCGCGCGGGGGCGCCAGCGGCCGUGACGAGGCGCUGGGCCGUCUGUGCGCCGCCUACGACGCCUACCAGGACCUCACCGGCAAUCUCAAGGAAGGCUUCAGAUUCUACAAUGAUCUUACACAGCUACUGCUAGCGUUCCAGAACAAGGUGUCGGACUUCUGCUUCGCUCGCAAGACGGAGAAGGAAGAGCUGCUGAAAGACCUCACGCAGCAGGCCUCGCGCCCCGCGCCCGCGCCCCCCGCGCCUCGCACCGUUGACGAGCCCGCGGUGGUUAAGAAGGAGGCACCUCCCCGGCCACCGCCCCCCUCCGCCGGCGCCCCCUCCGCUGCAUCCACAGCGCACCCCGCUCCGCUGCCCUACCCGUCACAACCGCAAGGCAUGCCGCUGCCCUACGGCGCCGCGGCGGCGCCCUACCCGGUGUACGCGCCCAUGCCAGCGCUGUACAACCCGUACGCCACGCUGCCCUACCCGCACCACUCGCGCGCGCCGCCCGCCGCGCCCUACCAGCCCUACCAGUACCCGCCGCCCGCCGCCGGCUACCCGCAGCCGCCCCCCGCCGGCUACAACCCCUAUCGGCAGCAGUAGGCCCCGACACUCCCGACUCAAACAUGCUUAGCUCAAGCUGAACGUUUUUUUGUUACAUUAAAUUCAAAAUAUUACUGGCACGACCAACACUUCUCGUGCGGUCGAUAUAAACUAUUUUUCCUCUUACACGGUUACGCGUACUUCAUUUGCAAUCGUAGUUGCCAAAACUCUUAAUACGCUCUAUCAUUGAGUUAGCUAAAGGGGAUGAUAUAGUAAACGCAUAAUAUAAGAUCAUGAGUGAGUUUAACUGAACAGGGUGUCUGUGUGCUAGGGGUUCUAAGCAUAAUUAUUUUAUGUACAAAAUACACUUGAUACCAUUCUCUUUUAAUUAAGAAAAGUCCUUUUGGUUAUAGGUAACUAAUAAUAAAUAUAAUAAUACUACCAUAAUAAACUAUAUAUUUUAAAUUUAUUUCAAUGGAACGAGGAUUGUGUCCGUUAGCAACUGAUAUGUUGAACGAGGCGUGUUUGUUACUAUCGGAGUUUACUUGUUGUUAAGCAUUUAACAGAAAGCUUCAAGAAAUUAUUAUUAAAUUUAAAAUUGUUAAGUUUAUUAUAUGUGAUAAAUAGAAUUUCAAAUUGGACCUUAAAAUAUAUUUUAAUCAAUACGAACAAGACAGGUCGCAUCCAAUAACAACUCAAGACUGAAGACUAAUGAAAUACAAAGCAUGUGUUGGAGUGGGACUUGGUAAUAAAUUGUAAGCUUUCUUUAUGAGAUUAUAUUGUUUGUAAAUGAGGUGCAUCACAGAAACUAUUAUGGUCCUAACUGCUAUCUCGAGUCUAGGGUUGUUUCUAUCAUAUUUUAAAUUAUAAUAAAUUAAUAAUCUCCAAAGUA
This is a messenger RNA of Melitaea cinxia (Glanville fritillary), 3407 nucleotides long. It is a transcript of the gene ALiX, whose product is annotated as programmed cell death 6-interacting protein. The transcript has 13 exons. The record is from RefSeq and is a predicted model, not a curated record. NCBI's taxonomy places the organism in Eukaryota, Metazoa, Arthropoda, Insecta, Lepidoptera, Nymphalidae. Gene Ontology annotation, molecular function: protein binding. Gene Ontology annotation, biological process: mitotic cytokinesis. Gene Ontology annotation, cellular component: endosome. The coding region runs from base 101 to 2575 and encodes 824 amino acids.